This is a messenger RNA of Tremella mesenterica DSM 1558, 609 nucleotides long. RefSeq lists its product as uncharacterized. The record is from RefSeq and is a predicted model, not a curated record. NCBI's taxonomy places the organism in Eukaryota, Fungi, Basidiomycota, Tremellomycetes, Tremellales, Tremellaceae. The annotation marks the transcript as partial. The transcript is spliced from 4 exons.
AUUGAUGGUCAUGAUAAGCUGGCUGCGUAUGGCAUAGGCAUAUAUGGCAUCCGUGAUGUCUAUUCGGGACGACUAUUGUCACUGAAGGCAAUGCCUUCUAACAGGCACAGUGAGGAUGUACACUGUGUCUUCCUUGAUGCAGCCCUCAAGUUUGGAGGUUUUCCUCUACAGAUUGCCAGUGACCGUGGUUCAGAGAUAGGUGAAAUCAUUGCCACACAAAUUGCAUUUCGAAAUUCAUACUCCACAGUAGGGCUGGAUGAAGUCUUUCCCUACAAGCUUCUCAAGAGUACCCGGAAGAUCACAAUUGAACGAUCCUGGCGCAAUGUACGGGAAAAUGUGGUUGAUCAAGUCAAAGCUGCCCUUAAUUCUGCCUAUGAGUCAGGUACUGUUCACGAUGGAGAUCUGGUUCAUCAAUCACUCCUGAACUGGUUGGUUCCAUCUGUAGUGCAACAAGCUUUGGACGACUUUAUGAGAACAUUCAAUUCCUACCCUGUUCGAUACCAAAAAGAAAAGGUUAAUCCUUCCGGGGCGUCAAGAAAUGAAAUCUAUUUCAAUCCACAGCGAUGGGGCCGCAGGGAGUGUUUGCAACCCUUUCCUGACAUUGAGCUC